This is a messenger RNA of Frankliniella occidentalis (western flower thrips), 3968 nucleotides long. RefSeq names its product mitochondrial proton/calcium exchanger protein (gene Letm1). NCBI's taxonomy places the organism in Eukaryota, Metazoa, Arthropoda, Insecta, Thysanoptera, Thripidae. Gene Ontology annotation, cellular component: mitochondrial inner membrane. Gene Ontology annotation, molecular function: calcium ion binding; ribosome binding. Gene Ontology annotation, biological process: intracellular monoatomic cation homeostasis. The record is from RefSeq and is a predicted model, not a curated record. The transcript is spliced from 13 exons. Bases 244 to 2562 code for a protein of 772 amino acids.
GGCUGCUUCGCUUGUUCCAUCCAUCAGCUGAAUGGUUCGAAGAUGUUUCCAAUGCGCUGAAAGUUACUCAGAUUAUUUUCCUCUUUUUAAUUUAUUGAAAUAUUUGAACCUAGAUGACAUUAGGGGUGAAAAGUAGAUAUAUUCAUAUCGUGGGUGUCCUGCAAUUGAGUUAAUAUUACGGUUUUGCUGUGUAAUGGCUGUUUGGUCGUCAACUAACCAAACUUCUGCCGUCAGUCAGUAAACAUGAUGUCUCUUUUAACUACACAAAGAUACAUUAUCAGGUCAUCAGGAAAUGCCCUUAAAAGUUACAACCACCGAUGGUCCUCUGGGGAUUACCGAGCUUCUCCAUACAAAUUAUUAUCUUCCAUUAACUCACCUAACUGGUAUACUGAGAAACAUGUUGCCUUAGUACAUACCAGCCAUCCAUCGCAUGUCUUGCCAGGACAAGACCAUAGAUGUCCGAAGGGCUCAAGCUCAAGAUGCACAAUUUUAAUACGCCAUAUACAUAUAGGAUCAAGAUGUUUUGACAAAGAGCCUGCAAAAGCCUCUUCAAAAGUUGAAGAAGCUGUUAAUUUGCUGAAAGGGAAAGCAAAGGAUGAAACUGAUGCUAAAGAAAAUCAAAUUGUUCCAAAGAAAUCUAUAAAAACUCGCAUCAUAGAGGAGAUUAAACAUUAUUACCAUGGUUUUCGACUUCUUUAUUUAGAUUUUAAUAUUUCUAGAAAGUUAGCCAUGAAAGCCUUAAGAGGAGAGACACUCAGCCGAAGAGAGCAUAGACUGUUGGUGAGGACCACAGGUGACAUUUUUCGGCUAGUUCCAUUCUCAGUGUUUAUCAUAGUGCCCUUCAUGGAACUGCUUCUGCCUGUGUUCAUAAAGUUCUUCCCAGGAAUGCUACCAUCAACUUUUGAGACUGCAAGUGACAAGGAAGCAAAGAUGAAGAAAUCCUUGAAAGUUAAACUUGAAAUGGCAAAGUUUCUUCAACAAACCCUUGAUGAUUUAGCAGUUCAAGCUAAAGACAGUGACCAGUCUUCCAGCGCUGCUAAACAAUUUGCAGACUUUUUUGACAAGAUGCGCAAUUCUACAGAACCUAUUUCAAACCAAGAUAUUAUGAAAUUUUCUAAGAUUUUUGAAGAUGAGAUAACACUUGAUUCAUUAUCUAGACCUCAACUCAUUGCCUUAUGUCGUGUGCUUGAAAUACAACCUCUUGGUACUAGCAACUUUCUAGUCUUUCAGCUUCGUAUGAAAUUACGAAGUUUGGCUGCUGAUGACAAGAUGAUUCAGCAAGAAGGUAUUGAUUCUUUAAAUGCCAGUGAGCUCCAACAGGCUUGUCGUGCUAGAGGAAUGAGAGCAUAUGGUCUUUCUGAACAAAGACUAAGAAGCCAGCUAGAACAGUGGCUUGACCUCAGCUUAAAUGAAAAAGUCCCACCAUCUCUUCUGUUGCUGUCCCGAGCACUGUUGCUACCAGAGACAGUGCCAACCAGUGAUCAACUGAAAGCCACUAUUUCAUCACUUCCUGACACUGUGAUAACGCAAACUAAAGCAGCUCUUGGUGAGCGUGAAGGUAAGACAGAUAACUUGACCAGGCUUCAAGUUCUGCGGGAAGAAGAGAAAAAAAUCAAAGAAGAACAGCAAGAACAGAAGGAAGAAAUGGACAGAAAAGCAAAGGAGGAAAAAGAGAUCCUAUUGGAUUCUGCCAAAAUUCUUACGGAUGGUGCUAAACCCUUAGAAACUGUUACUGAUGUCCAAGCGCCAAUACCCUCAGGAGUUGCGGAUACUAAGAAGGAGGAUCUCACUGCGUCUGAUAUGGAAACACUUGAAGAUGCACUUGACUCAUUAAGCAAAAAGCGCAGGAAACUGCUGGUUGAAAAAGAAGAGCUGGAAGAUCUUAAGGAGGAAAUGGCUGACUAUCAAGAGGAUUUGCAAGAUCUUCAAAAUGUUGUUGGUAGCCAAGGCAAAAAGGAACCUGUUGUAGCAGAGUCAAAGGCGGCUAAACGUCUUUUCUCUAGAGUUAAUAAGAUGAUUAACAAUAUGGAAAAGGCCCUUUUAGAUAUUGAAAAGAAGAAGAAGGAAGAGCCCGAAAAGGAAGAGGUUGUUGGUAUUGAUGAACUUAUUGCCACUAUACAACAAAUUCAGAAAGUGCCUGAUAGUGCACGAUUGGAAAGACUUCAGGAGGCUUUGGCAAAGUUAGAUGAUGACAAAGAUGGUUCAAUCCCUGUUGAUGAUCUUCUAAAGAUGAUUGAGUUGAUUGGAGGUGAUCAAAAUGUCAACCUAUCACCAAAACAGUUAGAUGAAUUAGCUCUUCUUUUAAAACGAGAGGAAACCUUGUUAUUGGAGGAUCAAAUAGAGAAAGCAUUGGAGAAACAACUUAAUCAGGAAGAACUCAAAAAUGAACCAAGAGAAAGCACGAAGGAUUCUACGGAACCAUCAUCUUCUAAGCCCAAUAAAUCUCAAAAGCCACCACAGAAUCCCCCCAAACCUCCAUCUAAUGGGGAACCAUCUGAGAAAUCAUCAAUAGCUGCCAAUUCAGGUGGGAAGACUGGGAGUUCACCUAAACAAACAUUAUGAAGAUAUUCUGUGAUGAAAAUCAAAAACACAACCAUGAGAUGUGUAUUAGGCAGUACCGACUCGAAGUCAUUCCUUCGUUUUGGUGUCAUUGACUGAGAAAAUGGUAGUGCGUGGUACCUUUGAUGUACAAUGUGAAUUAUAGGUGAACUAUGUUUUUCAUACAAAUUAUAAGUGAAACAUGUGUCCUUGUGUAGUACCAAACUCUGACCACCAUAUUUUUAUUUUUUCUUUCUUUUAAUUGGUUGGUGAUUAAUACAAUUCUAGCUAGUUAAUGAGGGCCAGUUAGUACUUACUGUUGUGUAAACUGUAUUCCCAUCUUCUAUCCUUAAGUUUGUGUGAAACAAAUGGUGCACUUAUUUUUCUGAUUUUAUUUGAAUUGGUUUUCAUAGAGGACCAAAGUACAGUGAAAGCUUGUUAAUGUGGCUUGUACGUAUCCAAUAUUAUAGAUUGUUUUAUGUAAUUGAGCAAGGUAUUCUGUGAUCAGUUGUUUGUUUUCCCGAGUCAUUGUUUUAAGAUAAGUUGCCUUUCUUUUGCAAACUCUGCUGCUGGUCAGUUUGAGAGGUGCAGAGGGCUAUUCUAAGGUGUCCCUGUAAUUUGCAAGUGCUUAUUUGCCCUCUUUUUGUUAGGCUGUCAUAAUAUGGUGUUUGAUUCAGAGACAUGUAUUUGUUUUGAACACAAAAAAGUGAAGUUUUGAUAUACUGCAAAUACAUUUACAUACCUGUGAAAGAUUAAAUAUAAGGUAUGUAAUUUGUUGUCCAAAUCAACUGACUGUUCAAACCUGACCAAACCCUAUCUAAGAACAUUGUGUUGUAUGAUUAUGGUAGAGGGCAGGUACUGACACUUUUUAAACUAUAAGAUUAAUUUAACCGUCAAAAUAACCAUAUAUGUUCUUUCACUGUGCUCUUGAACUCCGAUCAAUAAAACAGUAGUUCUGGUUGUGGUAAGUGUCAUCGUUACUUUAUUUUAAAAUUAAAUUAUCCUUCUGAGGUUUGGUUAUUUCAUCACAAAUGGAUGUGGUAAAGGUAUAGUACUACACAAGUUUCGCUCUCAAAGUAUUGAUCUGUUGUCUGUGGAGCAAGAUUUGUGAACUCUAAACUAUAAAAUAAGCAAGAAAGUAAGAAAUCCAUCUGUAAAUCUUCAUACUCUGUUUAAUAAAAUAAAAUAAGUGUGAACUCUGAUGACAAUAAUUCUCAUAGACCUGUGGAAUUUUCCAAUCCUUUUGCAACUGUUGUAAAAUUACAUUGAUUUCUUAAGUCAUUUGAUUUUAUUCUCAAGGACAUUGUUUUUUAGAACUGCCUAGGCCUACGUCUUGAGUAACCUUGGGAACUGUGUAACAUCUGCUGAAUCAGACUUGCUCAGAUUGUUGGGACUGUAUUGUGAUAAUAAAUCAGUUAUAUGUAAGUAAA